AUGAUUUCGACAUUAUGGCUGGGGGGGGCUCUCUGCUGUCUGAUGCUGCUCCCAGGGCUGAUGGAGGCCAAAUCAUUACUGAACUCCAUCGAGCAGGACGAGAUGGUUCCUGUCAGUCACGUUAACAUCGCCUCAGAGCAAGCAAACAGCUUCCUGACUCACUCCAGACCCAAACGCAACGUGGACCCCAGAUGGCACCGAGGAAACCCCGACUUCCAGGCUUACUACCGAUACUACAGCAGCAUCGGACACACUGAGGGGCUCUAUGAGAUCGACAAACUGCGGAUGCUCUACCAGCAGAUGAGACAACUGGAGCAGACCUACGGCCCCAAUGCCUCCUACUACCAGAACAAGCUGGGGGUUCCUCCUCCACCUCCCAUGAAAGGGGUUCCCAAUCCACCUCCCAUGAAAGGGGUUCCUCCUCCACCUCCCAUGAAAGGGGUUCCUCCUCCACCUCCGAUGAAAGGGGUUCAUCCUCCACUUCUCAUGAAAGGUGUCCCGAGGCCCACCGCGCCCCCUCCUCCUCUCCCAGCUGCUCCAUCUAUCUCCCAGGCCGAUGUUCUCUAUCUGUGCAACAAGAAGGAUCCGCUCUGCAAGCCCCACAUCGUCUACCUGCCCAGUGGCGCCAUCCCAGUGCUCUGCGACCCCCGCUACCACCCCCACUGCACCCCCCAGAAGGCUGCACCCGCCCCUGUGGCAGUGCUUCAACCUCUUCCCGCUGCACCAAAGAAGUUUGUCCUACCUCCGCCGGUCCUUGUCAAGGCUGGCCCUGCUCCCGUCCGCACCUUCAAGGGCAUGGAGUACGACUGUGACCCCUACUGGGACCCCGACUGCCUGGUGGACAGCCCCCCCAGGCCUAUGAAAGGGAAGGGUGAGGUCCCACCACCACCACCACCUAUGGAGGAGAAGGAGGUACCAGCACCUCCUGCACCCAUCGAGAAGAAAACUAAAUUCUACCCGUACCCUUACUACCCUAUGCCCUACGACCCCAGGGACGAGCUGUACGACCCGGUCCGCUUCAAGUACCCCGAGCCGGUGGAUCCUUCUGAGCCUGCUGAUGAGACUGCAGAGGCCAGCCAGUAA
Messenger RNA from Limanda limanda (common dab), 1083 nucleotides. RefSeq lists its product as uncharacterized. Bases 1 to 1083 code for a protein of 360 amino acids. NCBI's taxonomy places the organism in Eukaryota, Metazoa, Chordata, Actinopteri, Pleuronectiformes, Pleuronectidae. The record is from RefSeq and is a predicted model, not a curated record. The transcript is spliced from 4 exons.